UCUCGCAUACAGAUCAGAGGAUGAGCACUUCUUCUUCCAUGGCCUUUCAGUUAGGAGCUUCUUCCUCUCUCUCAUUCUCUUCUUCUUCCAUUCGUAGAUGGACUCACGAUGUAUUCUUGAGUUUUAGAGGUGAGGAUGUUCGCCAAAACUUUAUUUCUCAUCUAUACCAUGCUUUGCAUCAAAGGGGAAUCAACACUUAUAUAGACAACAAUCUCGAAAGAGGAGAGGAAAUUUCGUCAGAACUUUCCAAAGCAAUUGAAGGAUCAAUGAUUUCUAUCAUUGUACUCUCUAAGAACUAUGCAGAGUCUCGAUGGUGUUUAGAUGAGCUAUUGAAGAUCCUCGAGUGUAAGGAAAUGGUAAAACAAAUUAUUUUUCCCUUGUUCUACGAUGUAGAUCCGUCAGAGGUACGACAUCAAAAAGGGAGUUUUGGAGAAGCAUUCGCCAAACUUAGAUAUAAGUUGAAGGAUGAAGUAAAGGUCACAAAGUGGGAGGCAGCUUUGGAAAAAGUAGCCAAUUUGUCCGGACUCGAAUUAGGGGACAGGAAUGAAUCAGAGUUUAUUCAAGAUAUCAUUAAAUGGGUGGAUUCAAUAAUGGUAAAUCGUACAUUUCUUAAGGUUGCUAAGCAUCCAGUUGGAAUAGAGUCCCGCGUACGAGACAUUUUUCAACAUUUAAAUAUGGGAAGGAAUGAUAUUAUAUGCACGAUAGGGAUAUUUGGAACCGGUGGAAUUGGUAAGACAACUAUUUCAAAAGAGGUCUAUAACAGGAUUUCUUACCAAUUUGAAGGAAGUUGUUUCUUGAAAAACAUUAGAGAAACUUCAAAAGUAGGAGGUCUGAUCCAGCUACAAAAGACACUUCUUUAUGAGACUUUGGGAAUAAGUUUGGAAUGUCAUGAUACUGAAAAAGGCAUCAAUGUAAUUAGGCAUAGACUUUGCUUUAAAAGAGUUCUCCUAAUUCUUGAUGAUGUGGAUGACUUGGUUCAACUAGAAACAUUGGCUGGAGCUCGUGAUUGGUUUGGUUCAGGAAGUAGAAUCAUCAUAACAACAAGAGAUCAACAUUUAUUAAAUAUAUCUAAAGUUGAUUCAAAAUAUGAAGUAAAGAGAUUGGACCAUAAUGAAGCUCUUGAGCUCUUUAGUUGGCAUGCUUUUGAGGAAGACAAACCAAUUGAAGAUUACGUGGAACUCCCUAAGCAAGUAAUGCAAUAUGCUGAGGGCCUUCCACUAGUUUUAACAGUGCUAGGCUCAGAUUUAAGGGGUCAGAAUAUAAAUUAUUGGAGAAGUACAUUGGAUAAGUAUAAACGAAUUCCUAGCAAAAAUAUUCAAAAAGUACUUUGUAUAAGUUACGAUGGAUUGGAUGAUAAUGAGAAGGAGAUUUUCCUCGAUAUUGCCUUUUUUUUCAAUGGACAAUACCUGGAUCAUGUCGUUGAAAUAUUAGAUAGCUGUGGUUUCUCUCCGGAGAAUGGUAUCAAAAGGCUUAUAGAUAAAUGUCUCAUUACAAUUACUACUUACAAUACAUUGUGGAUGCAUGACUUGCUACAAGACAUGGGAAGAGAAAUUGUCCGAAAGGAAUCACCUAAAGAACCAGGCGCACGUAGUAGAUUAUGGUUUCAUGAAGAUAUUCGCCAUGUACUAGAGGAAAAUACUGGAACAAACAAUGUGGAGGGGAUAGAAGUGAUUCUGCCUGAGAGCAAUGAUCAUGACAUGAUACGCUUGAGUCCCAAAUCAUUUGCAAAGAUGAAAAGACUCAGAUUUUUUAAAAGCCAUGGUGCAUACUUUUCUGGAAGAUCACUUGAUUAUCUUUCUAAUGAAUUAAGAGUGCUUGAUUGGUCAAAUUGUCCUUUACAAUCUUUGCCAUCUAAUUUCCGUGGAGAGAAGCUAUUUGAUUUCAAACUAUAUAGAGGCCGCAUCCAGGAGAUUAGCGGGCAAUUUAAGAACUUGACGAGAAUGAGAUUUUUUGAGUAUAAGCUUGCUCGUUUGCGUCUUUAUCAAUGCUCCAACAUGAAGAGUUUUCCAAGGCGUCUCAAGUUGAGAUCUCUAGAAGUCCUUACACUUUUUAAUUGCUCAAAACUUCAAACCUUUCCAAAAAUUGAGUUGACUGUAUUCAUGGAUGCUGCAAGGACCUGA
Molecule: messenger RNA, 2120 nt
Organism: Juglans regia (Persian walnut)
Lineage: Eukaryota; Viridiplantae; Streptophyta; Magnoliopsida; Fagales; Juglandaceae
Product: disease resistance protein RUN1-like
Exons: 6
Coding region: 21-2120 (699 amino acids)
Biological process (GO): defense response; signal transduction
Molecular function (GO): ADP binding
Source: RefSeq, a predicted model, not a curated record